ACAGAGGCUGUGGGGAAAAGCCCAGCCCGCUGAAGGUGCUCAAUGAACGGGAGCCGCGCCGUCAUCCAGAGAAGAUGCCUGCUGCCACCUCCCACCCCUCUUGACACGAUGAACCUGGCCCACCACAGAGCACUCCAGGACCGAGCCAAGAUGGCCUCAGUGCCGGUGUAUUGCCUCUGCUGGCUGCCUUAUAAUGUGACCCACUUCAUGAUUGAGUGUGACAUGUGCCAGGACUGGUUUCAUGGCAGUUGUGUUGGUGUUGAAGAGAAGACUGCUGACAUUGACCUCUACCACUGCCCCAACUGUGAAGUCUUGCAUGGGCCCUCUAUUAUGAAAAAACGCCAUGGAUAUUCAAAGGGGCAUGAUACACACAAGGGGAAACCAGUGAAGACUGGGAGCCCUACACUCAUCAGAGAGCUCCGGAGCAGGACUUUUGACAGCUCAGAUGAAGUGAUUCUGAAGCCCACUGGAAAUCAACUGACUGUGGAAUUCCUGGAAGAAAAUAGCUUCAGUGUGCCCAUCUUGGUCCUGAAGGAUGAUGGGUUGGGCAUGACGCUGCCCUCACCAUCAUUCACUGUGAGGGAUGUUGAACACUAUGUUGGUUCUGACAAAGAGAUUGAUAUGAUUGAUGUGACCCGCCAGGCUGACUGCAAGAUGAAGCUUGGUGAUUUUGUGAAAUAUUAUUACAGCGGGAAGAGGGAGAAAGUCCUCAAUGUCAUUAGUUUGGAAUUAUCUGAUACCGGGCUUUCUAACCUUGCGGAGACACCGAAGAUUGUUCGAAAGCUGUCAUGGGUCGAGAACUUGUGGCCAGAGGAAUGUGUCUUUGAGAGACCCAAUGUACAGAAGUCCUGCCUCAUGAGUGUGCGAGACAGCUAUACAGACUUUCACACUGACUUCAGUGGCACCUCUGUCUGGUACCAUGUAGUCAAGUGUGAAAAGAUCUUCUACCUGAUCCACCCAACAAAUGCCAAUCUGACUCUUUUUGAGUGCUGGAGCAGUUCUUCUAAUCAGAAUGAGAUGUUCUUUGGGGACCAGGUGGACAAGUGCUACAAGUGUUCCGUGAAGCAAGGACAGACACUUUUCAUUCCCACAGGAUGGAUCCAUGCUGUGCUGACACCUGUGGACUGCCUUGCCUCUGGAGGGAACUUCUUACACAGCCUUAAUAUCGAGAUGCAACUCAAAGCCUAUGAGAUUGAGAAGUGGCUGAGCACAGCAGAUCUCUUCAGAUUCCCCAACUUUGAGACCAUCUGUUGGUAUGUGGGAAAACACAUCCUGGACAUCUUUUGUGGUUUGCGAGAGAACAGGAGACACCCUGCCUCCUACCUGGUCCAUGGUGGGAAAGCUUUACUUGCCUUUAGAGCCUGGACAAGGAAAGAAGCUCUGCCAGACCAUGAGGAUGAGAUCCCGGAGACAGUGCAAACUAUACAGCUCAUUAAAGAUCUGGCCAGGGAGAUCCAUCUGGUGGAAGACAUCUUCCAACAGAACAUCGGGAAGACGAGCAAUAUCUUUGGGCUGCAGAGGAUCUUCCCAGCUGGCUCCAUUCCCCUAACCAGGCCAGCCCAUCCCACUUCAAUGUCCAUGUCCAGGCUGUCACUGCCCUCCAAAAAUGGUUCAAAGAAGAAGGGCCUGAAGCCCAAGGAACUCUUCAAGAAGGCAGAGCAAAAGGGCAAGGAGAGUUCAGCCUUGGGGCCUGCUGGCCAGUUGAGCUAUAAUCUCAUGGACACAUACAGUCAUCAGGCACUGAAGACAGGCUCUUUCCAGAAAGCAAAGUUCAACAUCACUGGUGCCUGCUUGAAUGACACAGAUGAUGACUCCCCGGACUUGGACCUUGAUGGAAAUGAGAGCCCACUGUCCCUAUUGAUGUCUAAUGGCAGUACGAAAAGGGUGAAGAACUUACCGAAAUCUUGGCGAACCAAGAUAGAAAAGAAGGUAGACAAGGCUAGACUGGUGGCAGAACAGGUGAUGGAAGACGAAUUUGACUUGGAUUCAGAUGAUGAGCUGCAGAUUGACGAGAGAUUGGGAAAGGAGACGGCAACUCUCAUAAUAAGACCAAAAUUUCCCUGGAAAUUGCCCCGUGCGAAGCCUUCCUCUGACCCCAACCAAGUUCGUGAACCAGGAGAAGUUGAAUUUGACAUUGAGGAGGACUAUACAACAGAUGAGGACAUGGUGGAAGGGGUUGAAGGCUAUCAGACAGCAACCCCUGUUCCCGCCCAAGGUGCCAGCGAGGCCCCAGCUUCUCCCAGCACUCAGGAGGCCAUCCAGGGCAUGCUGUACAUGGCCAACCUGAAGUCCUCAUUGUCCUCACCGGCUACCUCCAGCCUGCAGGCCUGGUGGACGGGGCAAGAUCGAAGCAGUGGGAGCUCCAAUGGGCUGGGUACAGUGUCUAACAGUCCUGCUUCCCAGCACGCCCCAGGGAAGUGGCCCAUCAAGUGACCAGCAUACUGGAGAACCGAGAGCAAGGAGGAGGAGGAGAAAGCCAGUCUGGAUGAACAGGACAGUUUGGGAGCAUGCUUCAAAGACACAGAGUAUAUCUAUCCUUCGCUGGAGUCUGAUGAUGAGGACCCUGCUUUGAAAUCUCGACCCAAGAAAAAGAAGAAUUCGGAUGAUGCUCCAUGGAGUCCUAAGGCCCGUGUGUCCCCAACUCUGCCGAAGCAGGACCGUCCUGUGCAUGAAGGGACCCGGGUAGCCUCUAUUGAGACAGGUUUGGCUGCAGCAGCUGCAAAGCUGGCCCAGCAGGAGCUACAGAAGGCCCAAAAGAAGAAAUGUAUCAAGAAGAAGCCUUUGCUGAAGGAGGUGGAACAGCCUUGCCCUCAAGACUCCAAUCUUAAUCUGACAGUACCAGCCCUCACUGUGGCUGCCACACCACAGCUUGUCACCUCCUCCUCACCCCUGCCUCCUCCUGAGCCUAAACAAGAGGCCCUUUCAAGAAGUCUUGCUGACCAUGAGUACACCGCUCGUCCCAAUGCCUUUGGCAUGGCACAGGCAAACCGCAGCACCACACCUAUGGCCCCUGGUGUCUUCUUGACCCAGUGGUGCCCUUCAGUUGGCUCCCAGAGCAAUCAGGCAGGACAAGGAAAACGUCCCAAAAAGGGCCUGGCCACAGCAAAGCAGAGACUUGGACGUAUCCUGAAAAUCCACAGAAAUGGCAAACUACUUCUGUGAGCCCUCCUGUGUCCUACCCCUCACCCCUUCUCCAUUGUCAACUCUCGGGGCACUCCUGGAUCCUGUCUGCCCCGGACAAGGUGCUGAGGUGUAUUGUCCUGCUUUUUUUGGACUUAGGAAAGGCAUGGACCCCUCCACCGACUCCUCCUAGCUCCCUUCCCCACUUUCACUAGAGCAUCCCACCUGCCUUCUCCAUACUUCUGAGUAGCAGGUAAAUGGGAGAGGUUUCCAGCUGACUAGAAUCCCGUUUCCUACUUGUCCAAACCACUCCCCUUUUACCUGCCUUGUCUGUCCUUUACUAUUGAUGCCCCCUAGAGCUGGAAGGCAGGAUGAGGAGAGGCGUGAAGAAGCCUGAGCCAUGAAGUGGGAGGCCCAGUGCUUGACACUUUCUGCAACUCUAGCCCUAUAUCCAGAAGCCUGCCUACCUCCACCCAUUCUGCUUGCCCUGUUUCCCCAGUCCAGUGGAUACGCCCCCACCUCCACAUUUGCUACUGGAAGAAGGCUGUGGUCUCUACCUCCUCUUGCCAAAUACUUCAUGGAAAUAAAGAGGAAGGCCCAGAGCCUUCUUCCUGCCCCAUUGUGAGCCAUUUCCAGAAGUGGCCUAGAAAUGCUGACUUCACUUAUCCUUGGGAAGAAAGGUGGUUCCUCCCUCUUGUCAAGGUAGGGAGAGGUCAGAUGACCAAGCCUUUGACCAUAGCUUUGUAGCCUAUUGAAGGAAGCUACUUUUAGCUGCCUACAUGAGGCCACUUGUUUUAGGGUGAGCUCCAGGGAUUUGCCUGGAUUUUAAAAUCAUGUAGAACAUUAUCCACGUGGCUGUGGCUGUGGCUGUGGCUGGCCCUGGCAGGUGGAAAACCAUCUCCCAGAAACUUGAAAGCACCUGCUACUGAAGCAGAUAACGCUGGCCCAACAGCCUGCUUGCUCCACCUAUACCACAGAGCACAGCCUGGACAUUACGGAGGACACCUGGGUCCUCCAUUGGGAACUUUCAUGCUUCUUUCUCCUCCUGAGGUCUUGGUCUGAAGAAGACCUCAGGACUCACAUCUUCACUCCUGGGCCUUUGCACUUCCAGAUGACAGAUCAUCUUUCAAGCAGAGUGCAGAUGGGCCAUUCACAAGCCCAAGUGGAAGAGAAGAGACACCCAUCUGUGAAGAAACAGACCAUCCAUCUGAUCCUCCCCUCCCGUGUCUUUACUUUGUGGAUUGUCUCCAUUGUCCAGACAGUGCCCCCACCUCCCACUUGCCUUGCCUCACGGGCAAUCUGGACACGAUGGAGAACCAUCCCCCUACCUCCAUUUGGCACUGCCCAAGUGGAGUGUACCCUUGCCCUCUCCACCUGUACCACCCACUCCAACCUCACCCCAGCUUGCCCAGUGCCUCUGGGGAAUUUAACAGCUACCAUGCAGGCCACAGGGAAUUUGUGAGGCUUCCUUCAUCAUCUUUGUAUUUCCAGUUUGUCUUUUCUUUUCUCCAUAGCCUUGCCUCUACUUUCCUUCCUCGGAAUCAUGGGUUCCUUUAGCCCAUUUGCUUUCUCUACCUUGGGGACCCCAGGGGCCAAGCAGUCCUCCAUCUAGUCACACCAAAGGCAAAAAGCCUGGCUACCUGCCCCCUAGCACGUAAGUUCCUACUCCCCUCCCCUCUGUUUCCACGAAGCUUUGCUUAUUUUGGGGAUUUCAAGGCAGAAGAGGGUAGU
This is a messenger RNA of Callithrix jacchus (white-tufted-ear marmoset), 4851 nucleotides long. NCBI's taxonomy places the organism in Eukaryota, Metazoa, Chordata, Mammalia, Primates, Cebidae. The record is from RefSeq and is a predicted model, not a curated record.